Messenger RNA from Leptidea sinapis, 14319 nucleotides. It is a transcript of the gene Pi4KIIIalpha, whose product is annotated as phosphatidylinositol 4-kinase alpha. The transcript is spliced from 38 exons. NCBI's taxonomy places the organism in Eukaryota, Metazoa, Arthropoda, Insecta, Lepidoptera, Pieridae. Gene Ontology annotation, biological process: phosphatidylinositol-mediated signaling; phosphatidylinositol phosphate biosynthetic process. Gene Ontology annotation, molecular function: 1-phosphatidylinositol 4-kinase activity. The coding region runs from base 853 to 7353 and encodes 2166 amino acids. Gene Ontology annotation, cellular component: cytoplasm; plasma membrane. The record is from RefSeq and is a predicted model, not a curated record.
UUUCUCAUGGAUGCCAUUGUCAGAUCUGGACCAAUGGACCAAGCGCGUACACCUUCCUUAAAGGCCGGCAACGCUCUUGUGAUUCCUCUGGUGUUGCAAGAGAAUGUGGGCGGCGGUGAUCACUUAACACCAGGUGACCCGUACGCUCGUUUGUCCUCCUAUUCCAUAAAAAAAAUACAAUGGGGUCCACACGGGAAGCACCAGCUUUCAAAUAAAAAAAGAAUUAUCAAAAUCGGUUCACCCAGUCGAAAGUUUUGAGGUAACAAACAUAAAAAAAAACGCAAACUAACGUUUUGCGAUAUUAAUUAUUAUUAUUUGGUUUUUUCGUCCAUUAUUAGGACAGGCAAAGGGUUCAAGCCAAUACAGCCGUAUUCGUUAAUAUUCAAUAAUAUAUUUCACGAUUUUUUCACGCCAAAGAAAUAUAACUUUCUUUUUUCUUAUUCAGUGGAUACUGCCCAUUUUUUUUAGUAAAUCAGUAAAAUUAAUAUUUUUAUAAUAAGGCACUUCGUUCCUAUCCGGUGUCCCACGACACCAUACGGUUUUUUUUUCUUAGAGAGUUUCGCUAGGUUGGUGUACAAAUUAUAAAGGCGAGCAUGCGAUUUAUAGACAUGUUGCAAUGUUAACUCAAACGUCAUUGUCAACGUCAAUUUCAAAAUAAUUAGGUACCUACGGCUACUAGUCAAAACAAUUGUGACACUUGUGUAUUUUGCAAGUGCAAGUUUCUGUGACGGGUGACCCUGUGUUGAGUGUUGUUGAUAAUUAUUGAUAUUGGGAAAUCGAUUGUCGACACUACAGCUGUGAAUAUUCGUAACGAGUAUGUUUCAAAAUUUUGUGACUCAGAUAUGAAAUUCAAUGUUUACUAUGGAUGAAAGUGAUUUUUUUAAACAGACUGUCCAACAUUUAGCACGAUGUCUCUCUUGCCUCAAUCCAACACCUUGGGAAAAGGUGAAUACGUUAUUUAUGCUAUGUCCACAAGUGAGCUCUUCAUUUGUUGUGACCUCACGAAAUCAGGAGGCGAGUAUAGCUCUUGGGCUAUAUUUCCUGCAGAGUGGAAUGCAACACCAAGAUAAACUUCUGCCAUAUUUUCUAAAAGUGCUGAAAUGCCUUACAAAUGCACAGUUUGAAGAGCCUAUGACUAGGAUAAAAAACGAUGAUAGAAUACCAAUGUCAGAAAAAUUUAGCUUCUGCCUAAAUACAUUACUAUCUGACAUUGCAGCAAAAAAUCCGUCGAUUCGAGAAGAAAUAAUCACAGCUCAGAUUGAGCUAAUGUCUAACCUGACGAAAGUAAUAAUAGCAUGUUAUGAAACUAAGGAUUACAAAAACACAGUGUCUAAACUGCAGUUAUGCAAAAGUACAGUUCCUAUUUUAAUUGGUUUGGCAAGAUCUUUGGGGAGAUAUCCCACAAUUGAUCCACCCUUACUUUGCCGUCUGUUUCCUCAGCCAAAUAGUCCAACGCGCCCGAAGGAACCCGAGCUAAACUUUGAGUAUGCAACAUUAGACAAAAAACGACGGUUUAAUCAAUUUCGCCCUAUAAUACCUAGAUCCUUAUCAGGCAACCUUAAUCCUAAUAUUGAAAGCAUAGUGGAAAAUGGUAGUGACACAGUUGACAGUGGUUGUGGGACAUUAAAACGGACUUCUCUACAGAGCUACCAAUCAGUACCGUUUGAUCCAACGACAUAUUUCUUCCACAAGUUUGGAUCUAGUUUUAACCAGUUCCCAUAUAUGAGGUUUCCGGAAUCUCCCGAGAAGAGGGGUGGUGUACAGUUCUAUGUGACAUAUUUGCAGUCAGUUUUAUCAUUAGCAAAGAAGUUAUUGACAAGAGAUGUUUUAGUCUUUCUGGAUGAAGAAGCACAAGAUGUUCAUGCAUCAGGAGAUAUACAUUUGUUUCCAUACAAAUCAUUCUCGGAGACUCUUAACCUGGUGAUGGUGACAUUGCUAAGAGAUCUUUUACAAAAUCAAAAGGAUUUGCCUGGACCAUUCACUAAAGAUGUCCAGGAAUUUGUAAAAUGCUUAUUUCUAAGUGGGCAAACUGAGCUUCAGAGCCGACAUCACGAUGCUUCGGAGAAAGAAGAUAAAGAAACUAAUUUUGCAACUGUCAAUAAGUUUAAAGUGAAUGUAAUGGCCAACUCGGCGUGUGUUGAUUUACUGGUGUGGGCUAUUGGUGAUGAAACAGGUGCGGAUUCAUUGUGCGGCCGAUUGACAGAAAAGAUAAAUUCAAAUCACAACCACAAAUUGAUUUUGGCUCACAUGCCGUUGCUGAUGGUCUGUCUAGAGGGUCUCGGUAAAUUGGCUACAAAGUUUCCAACAAUAGCGAACACAUCGAUAUAUUGUUUGCGGGAUUUCCUGGUUACACCGUCUCCUAUAUUGUUCAAACUUCACAAGUUGGAAUUGGAGAGGACAGGGAAGGAACACAUGAAGGUGACACUUCAAGGUAACGAGGCGCCCAUAACCGGCACAGGCCUACCGACCAAGUCGACGCCGUUCGAGAAGCUUCGAGACGCCGCGAUAGAAAAUCUGUGUGUCGCUCUCGACGCGGCGCUGUCUGUGGACCCGUACUGCGUGCCCGCUCUUGUGGGCUCUGUUAGCAACCGGCUGUUCACGGCAGAGACUAGCGACAGCGAGUCAUCUUUAAUAAGCACGAACAUAGUGAUAAUGUUGGGUCACGUGGCUGUAGCACUCAAGGAUACACCAAAGACAACAGAAACCAUAUUACAGUUCUUUCAACAGAGGCUCUGUCGAGCGCCGUCGUCUCUUGACACGCUGAUAGUGGACCAGCUGGGGUGCAUGGCGCUAGCGAGCCCCGAGGGUCCGGCGCACGAUGAGAUCAUGCGGAUGUUCACCGUCAUCACGGUGGAGGCGGCCAGCGCGGCGUACCAGCACACGGAUGACAGGAAACAGUAUCGUCACGUGUCGGGCGCCGUGCUAAACGCUCUCGCGAACAUAGCGGCGAACGUUCGCGGCACGAAUGCUCGCCUGGAACUUCUCACUCGGCUGUUAGAGCUAUUCGUGCAGCUUGGUCUUGGCGGAGAGAGGGCAACGGACAGAUCCCCCGCUCCGGUGCUAAAGGCUUCAGGCAGUGCGGGCAAUCUGGGUGUCCUGAUACCAGUCAUUGCGGUGCUAGUCAAAAGGUUGCCGCCGAUCAAAAACCCUAAGCCCCGCCUACACAAACUUUUCAAAGACUUUUGGUUAUACUGCGUCGUCAUGGGAUUCACCGCAGCUGAAUCGGGUUUAUGGCCACAAGAAUGGUACGCGGGUGUAAAAGAGAUUGCAGCCAAGUCUCCAUUCCUCGUCUCGCAAACGUCAUUGCGGUCGGAAAUGCGCGAACUUCAGUACACGUCUGCGGUGCGAAACGACUCCGUUUCGAUCAACGAGCUACAGGAGCUGAAGACGCAGAUUUUGAAUCUGCUAGACCACCAACCCGAUGUCACUGUCAUUGUCAACAAGCUGUCAUUCGCGCCCUGUAUGUAUCUGCUGAGUGUCUAUUGGCUGGAAACGCUAAGGGUAUCAAAUUCCAUGGAGCCCAGCUUACAGCCUAUCAUAGAGUACUUGAGUGACACUGCUUUACAGAAAGACAAGAGUGGAAUGUGGCAGUGUGUUGCGAGCGUGGGUGACAAGGUAUUCCAGAAGUUUCUAGACGUUAUGUCGCAGAAGGUGAAGGACGAAUCCCGGGAACGGGAGUUGGAGUGUCACGCUCAGUUCCUCCUGGUCAACUUUAACCACAUCCACAAGCAGAUCCGACGCGUGGCCGACAAAUGGCUGGCCGGCCUUGUGGAUAGGUUCCCGCACUUGCUUUGGAACUGCCGGGUUUUAUGGUCUAUGUUGGAUAUAUUACAAGUUCUGAGCUUUAGUUUGGAGUUAGACGCCAACCAGGAGACGCCGUUGCUGAAGGUUCCCGGGACUGACUUUACGAUGCAACUUCAGGACACUUUGGAAGGCAGAGAGAGUAUAGUAAAAGACUUUGCGGAUCGGUGUGAAGGCAUCGUGCAAGAGGCUAUGAAGUGGGCGCCGCAGUCGACGAGGUCACAUCUGCAGGAAUAUUUGAAUCAGGUUCCAAACUCGACUCUAUGGCAUCACUGCGGCCUCGCUCUAGCUACAAGCGCGUUGUUGGGUGCAGCGGGACUAAACAGGGCGUCCGCCUCUCUACCACGCUCCGCGCUUGAUAAACGUCCGACGUGUGUGACGCAGGACUCCGCUGCAUUGCUAGCGGUAGUGUCGCAAAGGAGUCGCUACGUCGGCGAGAUAUCGGGCUUGGUGAACGCGGAGGGCGGGGGCGAAGCGGCGCUGUGGCGUGUCGGCAGUCGGUUGCACGCGGCGCUCAGUGACGCGUGCGCCGGCGGCAGUGAGACGGCGCACCGGGCCGCGCUGUGGCGGUGUACGGCGCUACUUGUACACGCACGCACGCUCGCCGCCGUCGCCAGCUCGUCGUGCGCUGCGGCGCGGGCCCUGCUGCACAGUAUAGGUACCUCAGUGACACCGGGCCGCGCUGUGGCGGUGUACGGCGCUACUUGUACACGCACGCACGCUCGCCGCCGUCGCCAGCUCGUCGUGCGCUGCGGCGCGGGCCCUGCUGCACAGUAUAGCUCGUCGUGCGCUGCGGCGCGGGCCCUGCUGCACAGUAUAGCGUGGUCUCAAGUUGAGAUAUUCACGGAGGAUGCAGUGACGUCGGCUGUUGAAUGUUGGCAGUGGCUCACUACGUCACGUCCUGAUUUGGAGUUGCGCUUGUUGCAAGAGAUCUUCGCUGCCUGGCAAUGUACCGUGGACAGAAAAAUGGGGCUCUUCGCGAAGCAAGCUGAUGAAAUCAACCCAUUAUCUGCAUAUGAGGGUGCAAAAUUAGAACCUCGUCCGCCGUUUGUAGCGCCACAUGCGGUAUGGGUUCGAUUCCUGUCCGAGGUAGCGGACACUGCCAAGUACAACAGCUUGGAGAAAGUCGAAAUGCUGGCUAGCCUCAUGCACAGAACUUUACCAAUAACUGUGGGUGACGUUCGAGAUCACAUCAACAGACACGUGGACGCAGUCGGUGUGAGGUUCAAACUGCUGUCGUGUGGCCUCUCGCUGCUGCAAGGCGACAUUCUGCCGCGAUGUCUGGCUCGCAACAUCCUGCGCGAGCGCAUCUACAGCGCCUGCCUCGACUACUUCUGCCGCGGGCUCCAGUGUCCGUCGCGCCAGCCGGCCGCCCUGCGCGAGGAUAUCAUAGCGCUCAUCAAGUUCUGGCAACUCAUGCACUCGGACAAAAAGUACUUGAAGAGCAGUGACAUUGGUGGUGAGUUGGAGCUGAUGCAAGGUCCCAGUAACCACAGCCUGUACACGUCAAACUCGCCAACCAUAGACAACAGGUCGUCCGUCAACAGCGGCGAUAUCGGCGCCAAGCAGACCACUGGCUGGAUAAAUACAGUGCCAAUGUCAACAAGUACGCUAAGCAGUGGUGCGGGCAGUGUAGUGGGGAAACGCUCCGUCAGGAGUAUUAAACCUGCCCAGACCAGGCAGGAUCCCUUCGUGAAGAACUACGUGCGGAAACGGAAUCUUAUACUAGAGCUUAUGGCAGUGGAGAUAGAGUUCUUAGUGACGUGGCACAACCCACACGGGCGACCCGAGCGCUCGAUCCCCGGCGAAGACAACAUCACCACGUGGCGCUCAAAGCCCAGCACAGAACGAACCAGCAGAGAGCGAGCCGAACUUGCCUGGGACAUAAGUCCCGUACUGGCUGUGUUUCUGCCUGAGCGAUUAAAGAAUGAAGGUAUUAUAACGGAGAUUCGCAACAAAGUGCAAGCUCACCCGACCUCCGUGUGUCACGUGCCUCAAGCGCUCAAGUACCUGGCGACCACCGAAACACUCAUCAACGACGCGCAUGAGCUAGUCGAGAUGGUGACAUGGGCGCGCGUGACUCCGGUGGAGGCUCUUUCCUUCUUCAGCCGGCAGUACCCAUCACACCCGCUGUCGGCGCAGACCGCGGCCGCAGCGCUCACCGACUGUCCAUCGUCUGCCGUUCUGCCCUACAUCCCACAGCUGGUGCAAGCACUCCGAUAUGACACGAUGGGCUACGUGUCGGAGCUUAUAAAGUCGCUGGCGAAGAAGUCUCAGGUGGUCGCCCACCAACUGAUUUGGAACAUGCACACCAACAUGUACACUGACGAGGAGAUGCAAAACAAGGAUGCUGCCCUCUAUGAUACACUCGAGGCGUUAACAAAGAACAUAGUCGAGUCCCUAUCUGGGCCGGCCAAGGCGUUCUAUGAACGUGAAUUCGAUUUCUUCAGUCAAAUAACGAACAUAAGUGGUCUCAUCCGACCUUAUCCCAAGGGUCCCGAAAGAAAAAGGGCUUGUCUCGAGGCCCUCAAAAAUAUUAAGGUGCAGCCAGGAUGCUAUUUGCCGUCUAAUCCAGAUUCGAUGGUUAUUGAUAUAGAUUAUAAAAGCGGAACGCCAAUGCAGAGUGCAGCCAAGGCGCCAUAUUUGGCACGUUUCCGCGUACGCAAAUACGGGAUCGAAGAGAUGGAAACCGUUGCAAUGGCGCUUUCAAAGGGAGAAGACCCUCCCGCGGAAGAAGGUCGGGACCGCUACACGUCGAUCGUGCACGAGACGUGGCAGGCCGCCAUAUUUAAAGUGGGUGAUGACGUCAGACAAGACAUGCUCGCACUUCAAGUGAUAUCGUUGUUUAAGAACGUGUUCAAGCAAGUCGGCCUCAACCUGUACUUAUUCCCAUACAAAGUUGUCGCUACUGCGCCGGGGUGCGGUGUAAUAGAGUGCGUGCCAAACGCAAAAUCACGGGACCAACUUGGCAGGCAGACAGAUAUCGGCAUGUACGAUUACUUCCUCACCAAGUAUGGCGACGAGACCACUAAAGAGUUUCAGGCGGCGCGUCGUUGUUUCAUCACGUCGAUGGCGGCCUACAGCGUCAUUGGGUUCCUGUUGCAGAUAAAAGAUAGACACAACGGCAACAUUAUGUUGGACACAGACGGACAUAUUAUACAUAUUGAUUUCGGCUUUAUGUUCGAGUCAUCGCCGGGAGGAAACUUGGGUUUUGAGCCCGACAUCAAGUUGACUGAUGAGAUGGUGCUGGUGAUGGGCGGCAAAAUGGAGGCUCCGCCCUUCCGCUGGUUUUGCGAGCUCUGUGUUCAAGCAUUCCUUGCCGUCAGGCCAUACCAAGAAGCGAUAAUAUCAAUGGUAUCGCUCAUGCUGGAUACGGGUCUACCGUGUUUCCGUGGACAAACAAUCCGCCAACUGCGUUCCAGGUUCGCGCCAAAUUCCACCGAGAAGGAAGCGGCCGCGUACAUGCUGUCAGUGAUAAGAAACUCGUUCCUCAACUUUAGAACGAGAACCUAUGACAUGAUUCAGUAUUAUCAGAACCAGAUACCUUAUUGAAUUAUAUUUACCGGAUUUUUUUCUAAAGAGUACACCCGUCGGGCUAUAAGCGGAUAUGUAUAGGUGCGGGAAAAAAAGGUUUACUGCAGUACUAUUUCUUCUCAUUUGUCGGAUUGAGGUUGUUUUCUGUCAUGUGACGGGCAUGAAGCUCACUUGAUAGACAGUUAUUGAUAACAUUUAAUAAUAGGACGCUAUAGGCUGUCUUGAUAUUUUUAACAUUUACGCAAUAUUUCUCUUUAUUUAUGUGAAUUGUCGGUGGCGCGAUGGAGAGUGCCGUUGACUCUCGUAAGCCUUAGUUCGAUCGUCGCUGAUCGCCAUGUACCAAAGUGUUUUCAGUUUACGAAUUCAUAUGGACUUUAAUUCAAUGAUAAGAUUUAUUCUUUAUAAGGUCGGCAAAGCUCUUGUAACUCCUCUGGUUUUAUAAGAGAGUAUGAGCUGCGGUGGUCUCAUACCAUCAGGCCACCAUGCACGCUCAUUUGUCUCUCUCUCUCUCUAUCUCUAUUUUAUGAUUAUUUAACAAAAAAUAUUUAUUAUUAUUCUGUAUUUGCGGUGCAAAAACCACAAUCUAAAUCAAUAUUUACCGCAAAGUCGACUAUUUUUUCUCUUGACAUGAGCCGCGUUAAAUGCGAGCUUUCAAAACUACCUCCAAUUUAUAUUUGAAAGGUGCGUUUAAAGCUUCUUGUCACUUAAAACUAAAAUGUCUCUAAAAUGGUGUACACUUUAUCGAAUCACAGAGUCCACUAAUCUCUAAAGUUUAUUUAUUUAUGUAUUGGAGAAAAAACAGUUACAAUAAUAAAUUAUAAAAAUAUUGGGAAUAAAUAAUAUAAAUUAAAAAUAUGCACUCAUAACCUUAAACAUUUCUCACUACGAGCUAAUUGUUAAAGUCGUCAAAAUUGAGAUAAUAGAUGUUUUUUUAAUGACAAUAAAGGACGAGACGAGCAGGAUGUUCAGUUGAUGGUAAUUGAUACGUCCUGCCCAUUACAAGGCAGUGCCGCACAGGAUUCUUGAAAAACCCAAAAAUUAUGAGCGGCACUUCAAUGACCAAAUUAGCUGAGCGGCAUUGCAAUUGCGUUCGUCACCUUGAGACAUAAGCGGCGCCCUUUAGACCGAAACACAAUAAUGCUUACACAUUACUGCUUCACGACAGUUGUGGUACCCACUAUCUAGCCGGCAUCCUGUGCAUAAGAGCCUCCCACUAGUAGUUACCAGUCUAGUCUAUGUGUCAAUUAACUAUCGCAGAAAAAUAUCCCAGUAAUUUGUUCCUUUAGCUUAUAAGUUCGAUUUUAAUAAUCUAUAUAUGAGUGACAAACUUCGAAACGGCUUUCAAACGCUUUCAACUAGUUUAAAUGUUGCGGAGAGAGUAAUGCCUGGAGGCCUACUCUUAAAAUCGAUGAUACAUUAGGAACGAUACGAUAAUGCUCCGGAUAUCUCGCGACAGGCCUACUCUAACUAAUGGUCGAAUUCCUUAUCGUUAAUCGUAACCAUAGACUAAUAUUUUAAUUUUUUUACGAUGUUUGAGUGAAUGAAUUAUGUGCUAACCGUGAAAAACUAAAUAUAUAGUAUAUUAUCUGUGCUAUGUCGCUGUUAAGUGUCAAAAGUCAAAACAUAGUAGUAGCGCAAAGGACCAUGCCAGACACUCAUCAACAUAUUAAUACCUCCAUAACACAGACAAUAGCUGCAAUGAUAGUCUCGUCGUAUAGACAAAACCAAAAACAUAAACUAUAGACGUAUAGACAAACAUCGCUUGCGAGACAGAGAAAAAAUAAGCAAGAUAGAAAACUUAAGCGAAUCUAUUGGGACUGCAAACAAUUUUGAAUAUUAAAACACUAGCAAAUAAAGCACACAUUGACAAAUCAAAAUUAGUCACGCAUUAUUGGUCUGUUAGGUCGCCUAUACGCUAGAAUAUUCUAAGUGUAUGGUCUGAAUUACUGUACAUUGUUAAAUCUCUUGAUUAUAAGCAUUAUUUACCGAAUUUCGAAGGCGUUAAAAAAUAUAUUAUUUAUUUAGACCAAACAAGGCACUCGUUAUUCUGAAAAUGAGAUUGCACAUUAAGGUGCGUACAGAUUGGCGAAAUGUAACAUCAAAUGUAUCAUGCAAUGAUCGAAUUCAGCGUACACAUCGCUGCAAUUGUAUCAAGUCCAUUGAAAUGUUACAUAAGCUUGGUAUUUAUUAGAGGACGCAAUUUUAUUUUUGGGACAUGUGUGGGGGUCAAUUCUUAACCCCAAGUUUUUGGGGUUGCUGCAUUUGUCCCCCGGCCGCCAUCUUGGAAAAAGGAGUUCAAACACCUUUAUCGCGAAAUCUAACUAACUAACUAACAAUUGCUCAUAGUUUGGACGUCCUGUGCGCGCAAAACGAGCAAACCACGCGCACGCUACGAGCAUUACAAGCCGUGCGUGGAGCGUCCCGUGAUUUGUGAGUUUUUCGAACGAGCACAAAGGGGCACGUCCGUGGCUGAAUAGCUUUGUAGUGAAUGCUCAGUAUGAGCAUAGCAGUAGCAAGAUAGAAUGAUACAUUUCAUGUUACGUUUCACCAGUCCGUACGCACCUUAACAUAGAAAUAUGAAUUGCUUGUGUCAAAGGUAUUUUUUUUUAUCAGUUAAAAUAUAACACAAUGAUUAUUUACGUCUUGUGUCUUAAAAGUAAAAUAUCAUGUAAUAAAUAAUGGAUGAAAGACAACGGAUUUCGGAAUUUCCUUCUUGUCUUACUUAAAGGUUCCUUCUGAAAUUUAAGACUAUAGUUAAACUGUGGUGUGAGAUUAUUGUUUUAUGUCAGUUAAAUUUGUUAAAACUAAUUAUUUUUAAUAGGUAAUUCAUGGUUUAUGCUUUAUUAUAGCAAUGUCAAAGACUUGCUGCCUACGGUGCAAUAUUAAUGAAUUGUGCGCCCAGAAACGGCCAGAAAAUUGCAGAGAUUUAGUGUUGUGCUAUGUAUUGCGAGAUGGACUGUAUCUAUGCCCACUCAACGCACUUACGGGCGUUAGUCCGUGUUUAUCGCAGAGUUUUCUUCGAUUUUUUAUCGAUAAUUCCGUUUUUGCCAUUAAAUAAGAGUAUGCCAAAAUCGCAAUAAAAUUUUAAAAAAGAAACAAGUCUAACACGUGCAUUAGAGCAUUGAUGAUAUAUUGCGUCGAAGGCGGCGAGCGUUUGACAAAAUAUAGUAUUAUUUUUUAAUGGUGCAUAAAUAUUAUUAAUGAUAAUACAAUUCAGUUAUAUUUUGUAUUUUGAUAUUCUAAGAAAUUAUAAUAGUUAUAUAAUAAUUUAUUUUCUAUUUCUUGUGACGGAUGCUAAAGGAUUUACGUGUGAAUUUUAGGUACGUCGUAUUCAUUGUAACCCCUGUUUAAGUGGUUCAAGAGCUGACUAUUUUGAAUGAAGGUAUUAGUUUUUAUAAACUACCUUCAUUCAAAGUUACCACCUGAGUUUUUAGUAUUUUUUUUAUAACUGCGUGAUUGUCAAAGUUUAGUACUACUGCGCCAUUUCCUAGUUCACAAUAAGAUAAUUUACACAGAUCAAUUGAUAUAAUAGUGUUUUAGAACUACAAGGCCUGUAUAUCUUUUUAUUUUGCCUAACACCUGAAUGCCUUUACUUUAUAUGUAUGUUUUAAAACGAAGCCAAUUAUAUAUUUGUUAAAGUGAAAACCUUAGAUAAUUUAUGUGUCUAGAUACACUAUGACAGCUGUGAAAACGUCUAAAAAAAUUGAGUUUAGAACUAACAUCUAUUUUGAGCAAUUCACGCACACUAACACAAAGUGUCAUACAAAUCGCGAGUGUAAGACGUAGCUUGUCACGCAGGCUAUAGUAAUAAACCUGGCCUAUUUUUAUCGGUUGUCUAGGAGCAAGUGACUCUAUCUAGUCUUAUGAAUUAUCUAAGGUAAAAAUGGUAGUGAUAUGUAUGUUCCUGAACGUCAUAUUUUUAAUUAACGGUAAAUAGUUUAAAUCUAAUAAAGUUCAUGUAAAUAAAGGAGAGAUCGAAUCGGAUCUUUACCUCUUGCUGACAAUUUCAGACGUGACUAUUAUAAUAAUAUUGACACACUUUUACACAAAUUAUCUUACGCCACAUUAGGCAUAUAUAAAUAACACAGGCUGUGUUAUGGAUUGCAAGACAGCGAUAUUUAAUACAAUAUACCUACUUAAACAUACAUAAAUACAUAUAAACAUCAAUGACUAGGAAACUAACAUCCAUAUUCAUCAUAUAAAUGAUUGCACCUACCGGCAUGCGAACCCGGGACCUCUAGCCUAGUAGGUAUACUAGGCUAGAGGUCCCGGGUCCUAACCACUCGGCUAUACAGAUCGUCAAAUGACGUUAAAUUUAAUAUUAUAGGAAGUAUAUCAAGCUAAUUUCAGAACACCAGUCUAAUAGGUACUUUAUAUAUAAGUAAUUAUUUAUUUUAAAUGAUGAGACACUCUUACACUGUGUGUAAAUUUAAUCUAAGGAAAUAUGAAGAUAAUGUAAGCAAUUCCAAAGCUGCAUUAUUUUUGCCAACUUGUCUUUGUGUCUUUUUUGUACGUUUCGAAGUACCUUCUAAUAAGAGAGAAAAGCGUUAGUGCCACAGAUAUAGAAAAUGGGCUAAGUCUUUCUGAUCUGUAUAGAUUAUAGCUUAAUGUAAAGUAAGUACCGGUUAUGAAGUGUGUGAGACUUCAGCCAAAUACAAAGAACCACAGCGGAAGCUCUAUCUUGGAAUCAAAUAAAGUUAUGAUUGCCAAUCAUUAUUGCCAAAAAUCAUUUAACUUGGCAGUCAUCAUUUGGCAUUGCUAUGACUAAUCAAAAGCUCUCAAUAGAUAUCAUAUUUAAAUAAAACACCUUUAAAGGAUCAAAACGCGUGUAAUUGUAACGGUUUUACAUUAGAUUUUUGCGUAAAAGUUACAUUUUUAUAUUAGUUAACCCCACGUUAAAACAGUUCCCCUGAAAACGAGAUCUGGAAAGUUCUUGCAACGUCGGGUUAAUUAAAAUAAAAAUGUAACUUUUACGCAAAAAUCUAAUGUAAAAAAGGUUACAGUUACACGCGUUUUAAUCCUGUAAAAGUGUUUUAUUUAAAUGUGUAACACUCGCGUUAAUCAAAGAAAAUAGAUAUCAUAUUAUAAAAAUUACAAAUUUAUUAAAACACAUGUAUGAGAAAAUGUAUCUUUGAGUGUGUGUGUUGUGUGAGCAAAAUGUCUUCCUUCUCUUUCAGUCGUCUCGCCACACAACCUUUCUCCAUCGUAAGCCUUCUUUCGCCAAGUCGUUCAUACGAAUUUACUUACUUUUAUCCGGCCUCAGAUAAAGUUAAUUUGAAUUGGUCCACGUCAAGCCGCUCUUUUCUAAAGAACUUCAGAAACAACAGUACUUAGUCCAUUUUCGGUAUAUAUGUAGUUAGUGCUAUUGAAGCUCAAAUUUUUAUUUCGCCCAAAGAUGGUCUUUUGUCUGUUUACCGUGUUUGUAGCACGGUGUUUAUAAUCUUUGGCAUUUUAACUUAUCGGGUUGGCUGCAUGUUGUUGGACGCAAAGAAGAUGUAAAUACUACGUAAUACGAAGCGACUGCCUAAGUAAAGAUUGAAAUUUAGUUUAGUAUGAAACAUGCAGUCAUUUGACAUAAGUUUGAUAUAGUACUAAUUACAGUAUGGCCAAUCGCCAUCGCGACGAAGUAUAACCCGGCUAAGCUUGAAAGCGAACAGUUGCUUAAGACGAAGUGUAUUUCGGCUAUCUGCGUUUUUUACAAUAUUAUAUCCGUCAUCUGUCAAUCUAUCAGUGACUGCACGUUUCAUACAAUCGAGUGAAUUGCAUUUUUCUUAGAGAGUUUCGCUAGGCUUGUUGGGCGCAUCAAGACCUGAAGAACACAUUUUGACAGUGACAUAAAUUAGCUGUGAUCCAUAAUUAUUAUUGUAAAAAGGAUAGCAUGAUUUCCAUGCUAUCCUUUUCACAUCAUGAGUCACUGUCAUGCGCGGAGUGUUACUUAUCAGUUUUCUUGUGAAUAUGUACUCCACCUGACCUCUAUUAUAUACAACUGGACUGGCGGCUGUCAAAGUGCUUUUGUGCCUGUUUGAUAAUUGCCAUUUUUGCGCUGUUGGCCAUGUAGCGAGAGUCUGCGGUACUAAAACUAGUGAUGACAACCUUAGCAAACAUCGAUAGAUGGUGGGAAACUAUUUACAUGACAACAAAAAAUGUGUACUUUAUAAAACGUUGAUUCUUGAAGUAUAAAUAACACGGAAAACGAACGAAAUUAAUUCAAAAUGUAAAAAUACUUGAGAGUAUUGUACGUUCCUUCGCAGCCAUUUGUAUUAUAAGUCAAAAUUAGUUCUCUGAACGCUCGCGAGUGGCGCUUCAAAUAGGCACAAAAAAUUUGCUGUCCAACAUAUGCCUGUUCAAUGGUAUUUAUACAGGCCAGUGUCUCUACGUAAUAUUGAAUAUAAAUAAUUGGAUGCUAUAUCCCUUGUGUGUUGGUCUGUCUUUACGUCUAUACUCUGAUAAGAAGUGUUAUACGUACUUUAGUAAAUCUUAAUAUUUAUUAUAAGGUGUGAUAUUAGAUAAUUUAUACGUCUAGAUACAGCCUCUUGUUGAUACAUCCGAUGAAGACAAGCUACGUCUUACGUUCGCGAUUUGUAUAUCACUUUGUGUUAGUGUGCGCGCUCAAAAUAGAGGUUAACUGUCAACUUAAAUAUUUUUCGACGUUUCCACAGUAUAUCUAGGCGUUUAAAUUAUCAAAUGCUGAGAUGUUUAGGUAAUUGUUCUGUGAAUGCAUAUUAAUUACUAAUGUAGAUAAAUUUGUUAUUUGAAGUUCCAUUGUUGAUCAUGUCGAUAUUCUAUUUAUUAUUUGAAUGUUUCAUAUAAAUGUGCUAUUUGUGUAUUUAACUUUCACCUUAUAUGGUAUAAUGUCAUACACUUACAUGGGUGUGGUCUGUAGGUAAAUGUAUUGCCAUAUCAAAAAAUACCCUUGUUUUGGACAUUCCUCUGAUAUUAUAGUUAUUUAUUGUUGGUAUUCAAAUAUAUAAUGGUAAAGGUGAA